AUGACUUUCUACCACACAGCUGAAGACAUCCGCAUCGACGACGGCCACGUGCUGAGGGCUCGUCUCCAGACUGCCGACGGCGAGUGGAACGACGCUGAGAUCGACCUUAACGAGCACAUCGGCAACGACAACGGCCACUUCGUCUGGGACGGUGAGGGCUUCGCCAAUUCCGCUGAGGACAUCGAGUUCGCACUUGAGGGAGACGGCGACAUUCCCGUCCUCCGCGCUACCCUCAUGGACGAGGAGGGCAACGGUGAGACUCGCGACAUCAACUUGGGCGAGCGCAUCAUCAACAACGAUGGCAACUUCCACUACGAGUAG
This is a messenger RNA of Alternaria atra, 321 nucleotides long. RefSeq lists its product as uncharacterized. The record is from RefSeq and is a predicted model, not a curated record. Lineage: Eukaryota; Fungi; Ascomycota; Dothideomycetes; Pleosporales; Pleosporaceae. The transcript has 3 exons. The coding region runs from base 1 to 321 and encodes 106 amino acids.